Messenger RNA from Nilaparvata lugens (brown planthopper), 2543 nucleotides. RefSeq lists its product as uncharacterized. The transcript has 3 exons. The record is from RefSeq and is a predicted model, not a curated record. Lineage: Eukaryota; Metazoa; Arthropoda; Insecta; Hemiptera; Delphacidae. The coding region runs from base 237 to 1076 and encodes 279 amino acids.
AAAGUAGUUGAAAUCGAGCAAUUGCCGUCGAAAAAAAGAAAUAGUGAAGACGAUGCGUGCCGCUAGUAUUUGGGGCGUCGGUGUCGGACAAAAAAAGUUGUACGUGAGGAGUGUCGCGUACUGGAGAAGGUUCUGAGUUCUGAGCGCGCUAGCAUCUGGUUUGAGAGAGUCUUUGCUGAGAGUAUAGUCUGAGAGUCUCUCUGGUCUCUCAGUCGGUGAACUGUUGCGCUACAGACAUGAUUAUCGGGACUAGGCCAGUCCUAGUGUUGCUGUGUGCAUGUGCCGGUAUGGCCUCAGGUUCCAUGCUUGGCUGCUUGAGCGGCGAGGUGUCAAGAGCUCUACACCGGCUUGCCUCCUCGCAAAAACACUCCUUCUAUCUGCUAGAAGGACUGCAUCUGGACAGGAAGUUCGCCCACAACACCUCUAACAACACUGACACUGACUCUGUCACGGACUCUAGCACUGCGCUCACCGGUCAGGCUGAUCGACUAUUCGACGACCAUGAUCUUCUGCUAGAUUUGGCGCCCCAACUGCAGCUCAGGGUUUCCAAGGCAGCCGAUGGAAACUAUGCCUUGUCGAUGGGCCAGCCAGAGGGAAGAACAUUCGGUAUUGGAGCUAGGAAGAGGCUGCAAAUGGCAUUGUUGCCAAUUAUGUACAAACUGGGCGUUAUUACCACACUGCUCGUUGGUCUGACUGUGCUCACUCUCAAAGCAAUCACCAUAGGUGUGGUGCUGUUGAUUCUAGCCUUUGGGGGCAUCUUCACCAAGAUCAAAUCUUCGCCCUGGGAUGACCACCAUCAUGGCGGACACCACAAGGACGUUCACAUCCACGUUCAUCCCUUCACGAAGCCGCAUUGGUACAAGAGCUGGCACAGACAGCAGGAUUCCCAGGACUAUGACGCCCUGGACACCAAAACAGUCAACACCAAGGUACCAGCGCCCUCGUCAUAUCAUCAACAAUACUCCACAUAUCACCAGCCUACUGCUCAAUCACAAUAUAAUUACCACCAGCCGCAACAUUACAACACACCCACCUCUCAAACCUAUCCGUCUUCGUUUGGACAGCUCAUAGACUGACAUCUAACCUGAAAAACCUCCUCGUUUCAUGAUUCAUCCGACUCAAACAUGCGAAUAAUCUCUCCAUUUCUUCUCUCAAACAUAUCAUACGUCUAUUGAACAGCUGAUAGACUGACAUCAUCAGACUCAAACAUGCGAAUAAUUUCUUAUCUCAAACAUAUUCAGCUUUUAUUGAAAAGCUGAUAGACUGGCAUCUGAUGUAAACAACGAUCUUGAUUCUUGAUUCAUCUGAUGUAAACAACGAUCUUGAUUCUUGAUUCAUCUGAUGUAAACAACGAUCUUGAUUCUUGAUUCAUCCGAUGUAAACAACGAUCUUGAUUCUUGAUUCAUCUGAUGUAAACAACGAUCUUGAUCCUUGAUUCAUCUGAUGUAAACAACGAUCUUGAUUCUUGAUUCAUCUGAUGUAAACAACGAUCUUGAUUCUUGAUUCAUCCGAUGUAAACGACAAUAUUGAUUCUUGAUUCAUCCAAUGUAAACAAAGAUAUUGAUUCUUGAUUAAUCUGAUGUAAACAACGAUCUUGAUUCUUGAUUCAUCUGAUGUAAACAACGAUCUUGAUUCUUGAUUCAUCUGAUGUAAACAACGAUCUUGAUUCUUGAUUCAUCUGAUGUAAACAACGAUCUUGAUUCUUGAUUCAUCUGAUGUAAACAAUGAUCUUGACUCUUGAUUCAUCUGAUGUAAACAACGAUCUUGAUUCUUGAUUCAUCUGAUGUAAACAACGAUCUUGACUCUUGAUUCAUCUGAUGUAAACAACGAUCUUGAUUCUUGAUUCAUCUGAUGUAAACAACGAUCUUGAUUCUUGAUUCAUAUUAUGAUGUGAAAAACGAUCUUGAUCCUUGAUUCAUCUGAUGUAAACAACGAUCUUGAUUCUUGAUUCAUCUGAUGUAAACAACGAUCUUGAUUCUUGAUUCAUCUGAUGUAUACAAUUAUUGACAUUUAUUGAGCAGCUGAUAGACUGGCUUCCAACUCAUGCAUGGAAUUUGUGCUUAUGACAACAAUUCUCUCGAGGAUUGAUAAAGAGUUCAAGAAGGUUGAGAAAUUUUAGAUUUCUGAGAGAUGAAAUCAUUAAUGUUUCAUUAAACCGUACAGAAAAUAUAGGUACUAAAGCUAGGUUCAACCUCUUAUUUCAUGAUUGAAUUAAGUAAAUAGCUCUUAGAAUAACUAUGACGAUCCAAGCAAAUUUUCUCAUAGAUAAGUCCAAAAAUUGUUCGAUUCAGGUGCUGGUGUUUUGGGUUUAAAUCAUUUCAACUAUUUCUCCAACGAGUUUCUUUGAUAUAAGUUCUGUAAACGCUUUGUCUUUUCUAAAUCUCAUCGGUACCUAUUUUCAAUGCAGCAGUUAACUGGAUCAAUUACUUAAAUAAUUAAUAACAUUGUAUUUGGGUAAGGGUGCGAUUUCGAACGUUCAUUGAGGUUUAGGGUGUCAAAUCUCCAAUCUACAUACCUCAUCCAGUCUGUGAGGGUUCCAUGUA